Molecule: messenger RNA, 2401 nt
Organism: Orussus abietinus
Lineage: Eukaryota; Metazoa; Arthropoda; Insecta; Hymenoptera; Orussidae
Gene: Ufd1-like
Product: ubiquitin fusion degradation protein 1 homolog
Exons: 5
Coding region: 1-906 (301 amino acids)
Cellular component (GO): VCP-NPL4-UFD1 AAA ATPase complex
Molecular function (GO): polyubiquitin modification-dependent protein binding
Source: RefSeq, a predicted model, not a curated record
AUGAUUUUCUAUUUCCAGUUUGGAUUAAAUAUGUUUGCGGAGAUCCCCCGGCCCUUUAAUACACAAUAUAAAUGUUUCUCCGUAUCUAUGUUACCUGGAAAUGAGAGGCAAGAUGUGGAACGGGGAGGAAAAAUUAUUAUGCCACCUUCGGCAUUGGAACAACUCACCAGAUUAAAUAUUGUUUAUCCAAUGUUGUUCAAACUAACUAAUAAGAAGACUAAUAGAAUUACCCACUGUGGGGUACUAGAAUUUGUGGCGGAUGAGGGAAAAGUUUAUCUUCCUUAUUGGAUGAUGCAUAACCUAUUAUUAGAGGAAGGAGAAUUAUUAAAUAUUGAAAGUGUAUCAUUACCUGUGGCUAUAUUUUCUCGCUUUCAACCUCAGUCUGAAGAUUUCUUAGACAUUACAAAUCCAAAGGCAGUGUUAGAAAAUGGUUUGAGAAGUUUUGCCUGUUUGACGACAGGUGAUAUAAUUGCUAUAAGGUAUAAUCAACGAAUUUAUGAAAUGUGCGUCCUUGAAACAAGACCAGGCCCAGCAGUUAGCAUUAUCGAGUGUGAUAUGAAUGUGGAGUUUGCUCCACCGGUUGGUUAUAAAGAACCAGAGAAAGAAGUCAAAACAGAAGAUGAUGCAGUGGAUCCAACAGAAUUAAUGCCAGCCCCAGCUGGUUUUGUUCCAUUUAAAGGACAGGGUAACAGAUUAAACGGAAAGAAACGGAAAGAUUCUGGGCAGUCAGAUAUUCUCUCUGAGAAGCCAGUUUACAUCAGAGGCAUUCCUGAUUAUGAUUACAAGAUUGGCACUCUGAAGUUCCUGCGUAAUAUAAAACCUGCUAACACCAAGGAGGUAAAGGAUCAAGAUGAAUUUAAGGCUUUCACAGGGGAAGGAUUUUCCCUUCGUAAAUCAAGAAAAUAAUUGUAUUUAGGCCCACCACGAGGAGGUUGCCGCUCCAGAAAAUUCUAAUUCCGCGUGACUCAAUUCGCGGGGCAAAAGCAGAUGUUAACGAUGCAGAUGACCGCACGACCACACAAACGUCUGUGACGCACGCUUCAUCUUGGCCGCUAAGGGGAAGCGUGCGCCAUUAAGCGAAAGUCAGAAUCGCACAACGUGUUGCAGCUUUGCAUCGCCCACGGCUGUAGGCUCUAAAAACGUGAAUAUAAUCCAAGUCUGCAAAAUCUACUAAAACGCAUCAAAGGAAAAUCUUACUUUGAUUUCAGUAAUUUCUGUACAGAUGAACGGCGCUUAUACUAAACGCAGGGUUUUCUUCGACGUCCUUGAUCCCUUCUGGUGGUUGCAGACAGCGUCCCCAGUCUUUAGCGUCUUCUUUGCUUUUGGUUCAAAAUUUUCGAAGGGACUUUUGGGAUCCUCGUCCCGAGGAAGAUACGGGAGGGGAGCCUAAUCGGACGAUUUUAACUGUCUGCUUAACAGGUGGUGGGGUCGGUUCUUGUUAUCCGGAUAAAUUUUGAUUUGUCCAAAAAUGUAGGUAGGUGGGGGAUUAGAAUUUUAUGAAAUUCGAGAGUCCGUAAUUACCGUGCCGUCUCUUCUCCCGACCGACUCCUGGACGCAGGUAUCUGGAAAAGGUACCCUUGUACUCCCAUUGCAUCAUCUUAAAGUUACGGAUUUUUCGUUAAGGUGACCUGAAAGGGGCAAUCGAGGGGUCAGUAGUUUCCGAAAUAUUUCUCAGAACUAGGUGUACCGAAUCGUUUGAAAUUUUAUAACGCGAGGAUAAAGACCUUAAGAAAGGGCUUGAUAACCAUUAAAUUCUAUUUUUGUGAAGAAACUCUCCUAAGUGCCGCGAUACGGUAAAGUUUCAUAAUCGAGCGCUGAGAGGUAAGUUGUGAGCAGAGAUGAGUUGGAUCCCUGAGUUGGGCCGCCGUUGGGGGCAAGUCCGUUAGCCGCCUGCAUUCUCCAUCGAGGGCAGCACGGAACGCGAUCGUGCGACCCUGCCUACGAGCGAUCUCACAACUCAUCUCUGUUUAUGAAUAGUAGGACCUUAACGUCGGUGGAUGGGGAUUUGGGUCACUUUAAAGGACGAAGUUACACUCGUAACGGAACUAUCAGGGUUGCUAAGCUGAUCGAAUAUGCAAAUUAACUGUCUAACGGAUAAGUAAACAUUUUGUGUCUGCAAUCUGCUUUUACGUGAUCCCAACUAUAUAUGAUCCCAUACAGACAACGCUUUGAUAAAAAUAAACAGAGUGUUCAUUAUUCUUAUUACGUAAUACAUUUUAUCGAAAUAAGUUACGUUUAUUGUACGUCACAGUUGUGGGUAAUCGAUGGUUCACCCGGCAUUUAAGGUGGUAACAACGAAUAUUCGAAUUUCCAGUUUCUCUGUCCACGAGAAAUCUCUUUUGUUUCUAGCAGUGGUUGUAAACGUUAGAAAUUUUCUGGAAAAAAGAUUUUGUUCUAUUAA